AAUUCGCGUAACAUAACAGCACCGCCAUAUUUGAAUGGAUAGAAAACAAUUUCAUGAGUUUUACUUGGCACGAGGAUGAUCGAAAUAUGUCAAAAAACUAUGUAAUGUGUAAUGAGGAAGUAAAGCAGUAAUAGAGUUGUAAUGAGAAUCUGAACAUCUCGACCUCAUACUCUUCAAGUAUUCAAGGAAGCGAUACAGGAAAGAUGAGUCGAAGUAAGAACAACACCAUUAAGACCUAUGGUCGACACAGACAAAGAGUAAUAACUGCAGACAUUUGGAUUCGGGAUGAGGAGAAGCAAGCAGACUUUGGAACUGGGCUGUUCAGUAGCAGUGAUAAUGGCAGUUUGGAUUCCUCAGAUCAGAACUCGACAAACAAUAGCCUGUUUGCUGGACAAGUAACUAGAAGCUCGAAGAAAACCAUGAGAGGAAAGAACAAGGAGAAUGCUGGGAAGGUACACAACAGGCGAGUGCUGAGGAAAAGACUUGCAUCUGAUGGGGAUAGUUGCUCCAGCACGGGUAGUGACAGUCUGUUUCGAUCGAGUCGUCCCAGGAGGGCCCUGAAAGAUAGGAACUACAAUGAACAGGUCUCAGAAAAAUGCGGAUAUGGAGGAAAACGGAAAAGAGUUCCAAAAACUGUCCAGACUUGUCAGAAAUCAGACUCGCUUUCUUCUGUUACAAAUUUCAGUGAAUUUGAGGACUAUAGUCUCGUGAUAUCUGGAUCUCCUGUACAGAAUAGCAGCCCCCACACAAAAGGAGGAAUAUUUUCCCCACAUCAGUUACGUAGUCAAAGUAAAAUUGAAACUAGUACCCCUUGUGCCAAGCGGACUUGUUCUGCCAAUGACAUUAAUAAUUUAUCAGUGAUUGACCAUGUGGAAGAAGACAUUUCAUUGUCUGCGACUGAUAAUUUGGAGCAAAGCUCAUGUGCUGGGAAAAGUCUUCCACGAGUCUGUAAUGUGUCAGAAGUCAGCACUACAAAUAAAUCAGUGUUUAGGAAUUCAGAAGAUGCGAGUCAUACGAGCCCUGUAAACACAUGCCUGGUACAGAUGGAAAAGCUAAGACAGAGUGUAUUAUCCAUGCAUGUGUCUCAUCGAAACUCAAAACAGUCAAAUGCUGAUUUCUCUGAUAGCCUCUUCAGUAGCUUUGAUGAGAAGAGUUCCUCCCGGUCGUGUGUGACUGCCGAGUCCAAAUUAGAGUCUGAAGAAAACAAUGAAAAGGAUGCUGAAACUGAGGAGGAGAGUGAAGAUGAUGAUUUAAGUAAGAUUAGUGAAGAAGAAAACAAUGAGGAGGAGGACAAAAAUGUGACAAAGUUCAUGCUUGUAAGUCCUGAAAUUGACAACUUCUACUCUGCUCAGUCCUCGCUGUCAUCCAGAGGAAGUCCUGAUGUUUCUGUCAACAAAAGUCCUGAUGUUUCUGUCAACAAAAGUCUCAAUAAGUCUCACUUUGAGAUUCUGACGCCUCAGAGACAGCAGAGUGUCCCCACGGUCUUGCCCCGCUCUAGAGUGCUGGAGGUUUGUCAGCAGGAAGAUAUAGAGACAUUCCAGUCCUGCAUCACCAGCAGUAUGAUGAGGCAGUGCAGAAAGGUUGGAGAAGGGGUGUAUGGAGAGGUUUUCCGUACUAAAAGAGGACAGAACUCAGUUGCUCUCAAAAUCAUUCCAGUUGAAGGGGAUUUUGAAGUUAAUGAUGAGAAGCAGAAGACUUUUGAGGAGAUAUUGCCGGAAAUUGUCAUCUCUGUUGAGUUGAGUUUGCUGAGAGAUAAUGAGCAAUGCUACACCAAAAACUUUUGUGAAGUUCAAAGGGUUUCUUGUGUGAAGGGAAAAUAUCCGUCCAAGCUUCUGACCGAAUGGAAUACUUUUCAUGAAGAGAAAGGUUCUGAAAAUGAUAAUCCAGUAAUGUUUAAGGAGAAUCAACUAUUCAUCAUGUUUGAGUUUGCUGAUGGAGGGAAAGACUUGGAAUCUGCUCAGGAUUCCAAUUUUAGGCAUUUCUAUGAAGAGUGCUUGAAUUUGGAAAACAAAAGUGAAGAAAGUGCAUACUUUAAGUUCAACAAUAUAUUUGAGGCCAAGAGUGUGUUUGAACAAGUGACAUUUUCCCUGGCAGUUGCAGAGGAAGCUCUUCAAUUUGAGCACCGAGAUCUUCACUGGGGAAAUGUAUUGGUCAAGAAAACAGAUGUUAAAGUUGUUGACUAUGUCGUGCUGGGACAGUCCUUUCAGGUGGAGUCUCAUGGAGUACAAGUCAGCAUUAUAGAUUUCACCUUGUCGCGGCUUGAUAAAGAUGGCUGCAUCACCUACUCUGAUCUGUCUAAGGAUGAGACACUGUUUGAAGGAACUGGUGAUUAUCAGUUUGACAUCUAUCGGAAAAUGAAGGAGCUCAAUCAAAAUGAUUGGAAGGUGUUCCGUCCCCAGACCAAUGUAUUCUGGCUACAUUAUUUAGCCGACAAACUCAUCCGAGGAAAACGGUACAAAAGAAAUACCAAAAUGGACCAAGGUCUGCUGCGAGACUUCCGAAAUUUUUCCAAGGAAAUGUUGAAUUACUCAAGUGCUUGUGAUAUGCUAGUCUCGUCUGAUUUCUUUUCUUCAUGACUGACAGAGAAAACAUUUUAAAUGGCAGCAGUAGUUUUAAUUAUAUUCAGUCUUGGUGCAUUUGUACCCAUUAGUGUUUUAUUUCCAGUAUCUCUUCAAUGAACAUAUAAUCCCAAUAAACUCAACUGAAAUGUACGAAAUUAAUUGUACCACAGAUCUUUGACUUUGAGUAGAAUUUACCAAACACUGCAGGACAAAUGACAUGUUUCACAUGCGAGACUUUUUAUCUUGUACAUAAGUUUUGAUUGUAUUCAGUAUCACAGCAUGUUUUCAUCUUUAAAAAUUGGUUUGAUGUAUGGAAACGUGAUAUUGGAUUUGUGUGUAAUUUAUUUUUUCAUGUCAUAUUAAAAAUUUUCAAAUAUCAACAUGAACAGAGAAAUUUAAGAUGUGACCAUAAAUGAUUCAUAGAUGAUGUCUGAUUAAACCAUUACUUGUAAAUAGA
Molecule: messenger RNA, 3018 nt
Organism: Ostrea edulis (European flat oyster)
Lineage: Eukaryota; Metazoa; Mollusca; Bivalvia; Ostreida; Ostreidae
Product: serine/threonine-protein kinase haspin-like
Exons: 14
Coding region: 204-2576 (790 amino acids)
Biological process (GO): mitotic cell cycle; intracellular signal transduction; protein phosphorylation
Cellular component (GO): cytoplasm; nucleus
Molecular function (GO): histone H3T3 kinase activity; ATP binding
Source: RefSeq, a predicted model, not a curated record